This is a messenger RNA of Penicillium subrubescens, 1329 nucleotides long. RefSeq lists its product as uncharacterized. Lineage: Eukaryota; Fungi; Ascomycota; Eurotiomycetes; Eurotiales; Aspergillaceae. Gene Ontology annotation, biological process: transmembrane transport. The transcript has 5 exons. Gene Ontology annotation, molecular function: ATP binding; ABC-type transporter activity. Gene Ontology annotation, cellular component: membrane. Bases 1 to 1329 code for a protein of 442 amino acids. The record is from RefSeq and is a predicted model, not a curated record.
AUGUCCUGUCCUUCGAGUAGCGACAACGUGUUCGGACCACGAGUCCUCGAAGGGUGUCGACCAUUUGACUUUACUCUGCUUUUCGAGGAUGCGAUCUUCGCAGUUCUACCAGCUGGCAUGUUUCUGCUGUUGGCAGCGUGCCGGCUUCCAUCACUGAUCCGCGCGCCGAUCAAAGUCACAUCGCAUCGGCUUGCAACGUGGAAAUUGGGUGCCCUCGUGGUGUUGUUGAUUUUCCAAUUGGUAAAUCUAGCUUUCCAGCGACAAAUUCCGCUUUUACAUACCCAAGCCUCAUUGGCAGCGAGCAUUCUCCAGCUGUUAGCUGUGGCUGCAGCGGCUCUGCUCUCAUGGCUAGAGGAUCAACGCUCCGUUCGUCCAUCAGACCUUAUGGUACUUUACUUCUUUGUCGCGACGAUACUUGCCAUUCCUCGAGCUCGUACCUUAUGGCUACUUUCGCCAGCUGUCAAAGUCCAAGCCAUCUUGUGGACGUUCGUCACUAUUGCUACCGCAUGCGUGUUAUGCCUCGAGUCAAUUCACAAAACCCAACUUCUCCGCUUGGCAUAUCGACAGUCAAGCAAAGAACACACAUCCAGCUUUUGGGUUCGUAGCUUUUUCAUCUGGGUUUUGCCACUAUUCCAAAGUGGUUACACCUCUAUUCUCGCUCUUCAUGACAUGCCCGAAGUGGACCAUGAUCUACAAGGGGAGUCAGCAGAGAACCGACUUCACAGAGCUUGGUCGAAGAGUCAGCAUAUCCGAAAGUAUAAAUUGGUUCGAGUCACGUUUCGUGCAUACCUUUGGCCGUUUGUCAGCGCAGUGGUGCCUCGAUUGUGUUUAACGGCAUUCAAGUUUUGCCAACCAUUUCUCAUUUCUGCGACUAUAAACUUUCUCAGUGAUGCAUCGACAGCUGAGAACCCAUACUAUGGACCUUCCUUGGUGGGCGCCUUUGUAUUGACUUAUCUAGGAAUGGCAGUAUCCACCGCUGCAUACUGGCGCCAGACAUUCCGGUUCAAUACGACCAUCCGAGCAGGCCUCAUCUCCUUGAUCUACCGACAAACAAACAAGAUGAACGCUGCUGAAUUCAAACAAGAAUCAUCUAUCACGCUCAUGGGUACCGAUGUGGAGCGCAUCGUAAGGCACUUCUGGAGUAUCCAUGAAGCAUGGGCAGGUCCCGUGGAUGUGGCUAUAGGUGUCUUCCUUCUGGCUCGCCAGUUGGGCAUUACCUCUUUGAUCCCUGCAGUCAUUUCAAUCAUUGUCGUACUCGCGACCAUACCGGUUUCAAAAAGUCCGGCACAGCCCAAAAACGGUGGAUCGAACGGGUUCAGGCGCGCUUGA